CAGAGGGAAACGCCGCUAGCUUCCUGCAAAACACAUCCCCUAAACAACAGUCAAAGCUUUUACACAAUAAACUAAACUUGGGACGCGUAAUUUAACCCGGAUACCGCUUUCUCCUUCAAUGGGUCCGAGGAGAGGAGGAGAGAGAGACGUGUGACCGGAGCUGAAGAUGGAUGACACCCAGGAGCUGCCGACGAAGAAGGCCAAGCUCGACCUGGACCCAGCUCUGGAAAAACAACCAAGAGCUGAAGACAGAAGUCCAGGUGAUGUGUUGGAUUCUUCAGAACAGGAGGCAUCGUACUCUGCUCUGUCCAACGCUCUGGACUCAGGAGAGCCGGAGCAGACGGAGACUGAAGGCCCCACAUCUCAAACAUGCACUGAUCCUAUAACCUCGUAUGGACACUCGGAUGUAACAGGGACCAGUGAAUUCACGCAGCAGGUUUAUCAGGGGAACAAUCCUUCUGUCACCUCGUUCAGCCCGGUCUCUUUCCCUCCUCUGGCGCAGUCGGGUUUAUACUCGUCUUUCUCUCAGAGCGGACAGACGUAUGGACUCCCUCCUUUCGGAGCUUUGUGGCCGGGCGUCAAAUCAGAGGCAGUGCCCUCGGAGGCGCCCUCUACUGGUCAGCCCGGGUUUCUCAGCUUCAGCGCCGCAUACUGCCCCCCUCAGGCUGCGCCACUACACUACUCCUACCCCAGCCAAGGCUCGAGUUUUACCACGUCCAGUGUUUACUCCAGUCUGCCCUCGGCCACUGCCCCCACCACAGUGUCUUCUACUGCUCCACAGGAGCUGAGCACUUACAGCGCCCUGGGACAGUUCCCUCAGUACUACUCUCUGCCUCAGUCCUUUGUCCCUGCAGCUCUGUCCUCCUCCGAUGAUCACUCCGCCUCCUCCGGCUUUAAAUCUGAGGAGGCUGCGGCCGCUGGACUGCCCCCUAGAGACUCGUCUCCUCCAGAGUCACUCCCGGCUGCUGCAGCUCUGCCCACAGCGCCCCCUGCAGGAGCGCGGGAGCAGGACGACAUGAGCCGUAGGAACUCCAUGGGAAAAUCCAAAGGAAAAAACAAGAAAGCAGAGAGCCCACCCACCGAGACCGACCUGGAGCGCAUCUUUCUGUGGGAUCUGGAUGAGACCAUCAUCAUUUUCCACUCACUGCUCACAGGCUCCUAUGCACAGAAGUUUGGGAAGGACCCAGCCACAGUCCUGAACCUGGGUCUGCAAAUGGAGGAGUUGAUCUUUGAGCUCGCAGAUACUCACCUUUUCUUCAACGACCUCGAGGAGUGUGAUCAGGUUCAUGUUGAAGAUGUAGCUUCAGACGAUAACGGACAAGACCUCACUAACUAUAACUUUGUAGCAGACGGCUUCAGUGGCUCAGGGGGGGCGGGGGCAGGAGGGGCCAACAGCGGAGUGCAGGGAGGAGUGGAGUGGAUGAGGAAACUGGCCUUCAGAUACAGAAGAUUAAAGGAGAUCUACAACGGAUACAAGAACAACGUGGGAGGUCUGCUGAGUCCGAUAAAGAGAGACCUGCUCCUGAGGCUGCAGACGGAGAUCGAAAACGUGACUGACGCUUGGCUCAGCACAGCGCUCAAGUCUCUGCUGCUCAUACAGGGAAGAGGAAAGUGUCUGAACGUUCUGGUGACCACCACUCAGCUGGUUCCGGCUCUGGCCAAAGUUCUGCUGUACGGACUGGGAGAAGUGUUCCCCAUCGAGAACAUCUACAGCGCCACCAAGAUAGGGAAGGAGAGCUGCUUCGAGAGGAUCGUGUCCCGUUUUGGGAAGAAGGUGACGUACGUGGUGAUCGGAGAUGGACGAGACGAGGAGUUUGCUGCAAAACAACACAACAUGCCGUUCUGGAGGAUCUCGACUCACGGGGACCUCGUGUCUCUGCACCAGGCUCUGGAGCUGGACUUCUUAUAAAACAGACUGUUGUUUAAAUGAGCCGGGAGUCGGACUUAUCAUUAAACUCAGGCUCGUGUGGAGUUUAAAUGAGCCGUGAGCUGCAGCUUCACUUUCAGAGGACAGACUUUUCACUGACGCCCCUCUGAGCUGCUGUGGGCCUGCGUCACUCUGGACUCUGGACAGCGGACAUUUUGUGCGUUUGUUUUUGAAAACGCAGCGGACAUUUUGUGGGUCGAUCGUUGUUCGGAUUGUCGCUAACGGCAGCUAACCUCAUGAAGCUGGAACAGGCACUGACUUUAACCAAAAGGGAAGUUCAUUUGUUUUACUGUCCUCAUCUCUACAGUUUGAAUCGACCGUGUUGCUCCCUCCUGGAUUUCAAAUGGCACAAUAUCUCAAACUUACGGUAAUUUAAACAUUUUCUAUUUUAUUCAUCUCUGCACAAGAAUCAUCAUGCCUCAAGGAAAAACUCAUUUUAAAAGGGACCUAUUACAUCUGUUUUUCUAUCAUCAUCAUCAUCAUCAUCAUCAUCAUCAUCACUACCUACUAUUACUAUUACUAUUACUACUACUACUACUACUACCACCACAACUACAAUGUCUGUCCUUCAAGGAGUUUGAAAGGCACAAACUUCAAGUGGAACUUUAAUAGUGAACAUUGUCACUACUAAACGGUGUAUAUGGUGUUUGAACAACAUUAUAUACUGUUGCUAGGCAUUUUUGGCAACUUUAGUGUAAACUAGGUACAUUUACAGGCUUCAGUGACCUCUGCGAUUUCAAGUAGUUGAUGACAUCACACAGCACUGCCCUGGUUACAGCCUCGUGUUUCUGAUACAAACAGCUGGCUGCAGGGGUGGAAUUUGAAGUUUGGAUACCUGUUCGACCAGUCCCACUGUCGUACUCUCCCCUUUAAUUCUCCAGGUACUGCCCGGUUUAGCAGCUCUAUUUGAAAUGUGGUCGUGGGUGAAGUUUAGGUGUUAAGUCCCAUUUGUACGGAAGCCGAGAGGGGUCACAACAAACGCAAACGCCGCGACAACACAGCAAAAAGCCACAACGGAAAUGACAGCAGGACUCUAUUUUAAUACAAACGCCACAACACAAACGCAAAUGCCGCAACACAUUAAAAAGCCACAACACAUUAAAAAGCCACAACGGAAGUGACCGCAGGACUCUAUUUUAAUGCAAACGCAGCAACAAACGCAAAAGCCACAACACAAACGCAAAUGCCGCAACACAGUAAAA
Messenger RNA from Boleophthalmus pectinirostris (great blue-spotted mudskipper), 3129 nucleotides. It is a transcript of the gene eya3, whose product is annotated as EYA transcriptional coactivator and phosphatase 3. Bases 167 to 1909 code for a protein of 580 amino acids. Gene Ontology annotation, biological process: negative regulation of extrinsic apoptotic signaling pathway in absence of ligand; cell differentiation; positive regulation of DNA repair. The transcript is spliced from 19 exons. NCBI's taxonomy places the organism in Eukaryota, Metazoa, Chordata, Actinopteri, Gobiiformes, Gobiidae. Gene Ontology annotation, cellular component: nucleus. Gene Ontology annotation, molecular function: protein tyrosine phosphatase activity. The record is from RefSeq and is a predicted model, not a curated record.